AUUGACAAAUAAUUAAAUAGUGAAGUUGCAAAAUUGAAAUAGUUACAAUGAAGCCCAAAAAGCCCAAAAAAAAAGAACACAAGCCCAAGAUUGUCAAUGAAGAAGUGGGGUUGCCCACCUUCGACCAUUUCAACUUUGGCAGGAAGCACGUCUUCUUCUUGUAUAUCAGUAUCAUAACUUCUCCAGAUUAAAGAAGCCUAAUUUCGAGAUAGAGAUUGUUGGGGCUGGCUAGGAAAUACUUUAAAAAUUUCUCUCAGUACAUAUUCCGAGCACAAUCUGAAAGUGUUACCAAAUAUGAGAAGGGAAAAAAGAGAGCCUAAUUUAGAGGACCCAGAAAGGAGUUGAAAAGGAAAAAUGUUGGGUAUGAAGUUUUUUGGCUGUGCAUUGUCUGCGCAUAGAAAUUUUAGCACCAAAAUCACUGGCAAAAACUCGAAAUGGGCUCAAGGUAAAUACAAGAGCGGAUACAAAGCUAGAGAGGGAGAGGCCAAAAACACUAAAACCAGAGAGAGAGUUCAAUGGACUGACCAACAAAAACAAGUCAUGUCAGCCAUUUCUGAGGGAAAAUCUGUGUUCAUUACCGGUUCUGCGGGGACCGGGAAGACAAUCUUGGUUAAGCAUAUUAUCAAACAAUUGAAGAAACGUCACGGACCUUCAAAGGUUUUUGUCACCGCACCUACUGGUGUUGCGGCUUGCGCAAUUAGUGGGCAGACCCUUCACUCUUUUGCUGGUAUUGGAUGUGCCAUGGCUGAUAGGGACACUUUGCUACAUAGGAUUUCCAAAAAUGAUAAGGCUUAUAAGAGGUGGCGGAAAGCCGAGGCGUUGGUUUUAGAUGAAAGUAGCAUGGUUGAUGCAGAGUUGUUUGAGAGUCUUGACUUCAUUGCCAGAGCCAUUAAGCAAGUCGAUGAAGUUUGGGGUGGGAUUCAACUUGUUGUGAGUGGGGAUUUCUUUCAGUUACCGCCUGUUAAACCUCAACAGAAUUCAGGGGGUAAGGAAUUUGCAUUUGAAGCUGAGUGUUGGGAUUCUAGCUUUGACUUACAAGUUAACCUUACCAAGGUUUUUCGGCAAUCUGACCCUCAACUGAUCAAGUUGCUUCAGGGUAUAAGAAGAGGGGAGAGUGAUCCUGAAGACUUAAAGUUACUAGAACAGUCUUGCUCAAAAGCCGAGCCAGAUCCUACUGUGGUACAACUCUAUCCAAGGAAUGAAGACGUAAAUAGAGUGAAUUCAAGUAGAUUGGCAAGCUUGGGCAAUGAACUUGUUGUUUAUACAGCUGUUGAUAGCGGGGAGGAUUCUUUGAAGAGACAGCUUGAACAGGGGAUAGCGCCUAAAGAAAUUGCCCUGUGCGAAGAUGCUAGGGUGAUGCUGGUAAAAAAUUUGAAUACUUGGCGUGGCCUGGUGAAUGGUGCCACUGGAACUGUUACAGGAUUUUAUGAGUCAGAGGAUGUGGGUGUGACAAGAAUAUGUGAUGAUGGGCUGCUACCGGUUGUUAGAUUUGAUUCGGGGUUAGAAAUGACGAUUGAACCAAAUACAUGGACUGCGAAUGAGGGAGAUUCAGUCGCUAAAAGAGAGCAGCUACCUCUCAUAUUGGCAUGGGCUUCAAGCAUUCACAAGUGUCAGGGCAUGACUCUUGACCGCCUUCACACCGAUCUCUCUAGAGCUUUCGAAAAUGGAAUGGUUUAUGUAGCUCUUUCCCGAGUGAGAAGCUUGGAAGGCCUGUAUUUAUCUGGUUUCGACCCUUCGAAGAUUAAGGUGCACCCUAAGGUUGCGCAGUUUUAUAACAAAUUUACUAGUGAACAAGAUAAGGAGGGUGAGGAUGAUAAUGUCAGCCAGAACAAAAAUGGCAGCAAUGAUAACAGCAGCCAGGAAAUUAAUGGCAGAAAAUACAUGCGGGCUUACAUCAAAUAAACAUUGGAGGAACAAAUACCAAUUUUCUCUUUCUGAAUUGUGAUGCCCAUCAGUCCAGGAAAAAGACUGAAAGAUGCUAGAGUAAAAAUUAGUACUUGUUCAUAGAAUAAGCCUGAGAGGUGCCCUCAACAUAGCAUCUGAUCAGAUUUUUGGCAAAUAUAAUCUUGUCAACACUGUUAAUGGUUAUCAGUUGUUUUAGGCAUAUUCUAAUUAAUUUUUUCCCUUAUCA
Prunus persica (peach) is the source of this 2131-nucleotide messenger RNA. RefSeq names its product ATP-dependent DNA helicase PIF1. Gene Ontology annotation, biological process: DNA repair; telomere maintenance. NCBI's taxonomy places the organism in Eukaryota, Viridiplantae, Streptophyta, Magnoliopsida, Rosales, Rosaceae. The record is from RefSeq and is a predicted model, not a curated record. The transcript has 2 exons. Gene Ontology annotation, molecular function: ATP hydrolysis activity; DNA helicase activity. The coding region runs from base 355 to 1902 and encodes 515 amino acids.